Molecule: messenger RNA, 1784 nt
Organism: Papilio polytes (common Mormon)
Lineage: Eukaryota; Metazoa; Arthropoda; Insecta; Lepidoptera; Papilionidae
Gene: Rh50
Product: ammonium transporter Rh type B-B
Exons: 10
Coding region: 204-1490 (428 amino acids)
Biological process (GO): ammonium transmembrane transport; ammonium homeostasis
Cellular component (GO): plasma membrane
Molecular function (GO): ammonium channel activity
Source: RefSeq, a predicted model, not a curated record
ACAUUUUAAAAUCAAAAGACAUUCGUAUCAAAAUUUUAAAUGUAUGUUCAAUAAAUAUGAUAUAGAAAUAUUUCUGUCACACAAUAUACAGUUUAAAUUGUAACGUAUGUUUUGACGAUGGCGGUAUAAAUUUUAAGUGCUGUCACAGUGCGAAAGGAAGAUCCACUGGGUUGGCAAAACCCAUAUAGAAAAUCCAUUAGUACAUGCUACUAAAAUACAGAAGGAUGAAGUUUAUGUCCUUAUUAAUAUUUCAAGUGAUCCUCAUGGUCUUGUACUUCUGGUUCGUGAAGUACGGAAGUGUAAAGGAAUUCGACGUACAAGGAUUUGAAGGCACACAUGUAAUGAUAUUCAUUGGUUUCGGGUUUCUUAUGACUUUUCUAAGAAAGUACUGCUACAGUGGCGUCGGGUUCAACAUGUUCCUCGCCGCACUCGUAAUACAAUGGGCACUGCUCUGCCAGUCGUGGUACCACAUGAAAGAUAACAUUAUUUACAUCACAAAGAAGACUUUACUCGAAGCUGACAUUAUGGCGGCAACAAUAUUAAUCACAUUCGGGGCUCUUCUCGGCAUCACGUCGGUGAACCAGCUAUUAUUCAUAGCUAUCAUCGAGACUGUGUUCGCCUGCUUCAACCUUUGGCUAAUUACGUCACAGUUUAAAACAGCUGACAUCGGCGGUUCAUUAGCUAUACACACGUUUGGAGCGUACUUUGGACUUGCUGCGAGUUGGGCAAUGGCUUACGGCCGUAAAAAAAGGCCUGAUCAACAGAAUCAGUUAAAUCGGCCGAUUUAUUCAACUGAUAUGACGGCAAUGAUAGGUACACUUUUUCUGUGGAUUUACUGGCCGUCAUUUAAUUCUGGUUUAACGCACUCAAACGCUGAGUGUCAACGAGCGAUCAUUAACACAUAUCUCUCUUUGGCUGCGGCGACCGUAACUGCAUUCAUUGUAUCGUCAUUUGUUCACGAGGAGGGCAAAUUGGAUAUGGUACAUGUUCAGAAUUCUACACUCGCUGGUGGAGUCGCUGUCGGCGCAGUAUGUAACAUGCACAUUAGUUGCGGUGGAGCCAUUUUUAUAGGCAUUGGUGCUGGAUUUAUAAGUGUACUAGGAUACUCGUAUUUAACGCCAACGCUUGCUGAAUCCAGUGUCAUGGACACGUGUGGAGUACACAAUCUACAUGGAAUGCCAGGCGUGUACUCAGGACUUCUAUCUAUAUUGUUUUCUUAUUUGGCCACAACUGAUGUUUAUGGAGAUGAAUAUGGUGUUGUGUUCCCGGCCUUGGCUAAUGCCAGUAACUUAACCGGCGGUCCACCUCAAAACGAGACAAAAACUUCCUCCGUGCAAGCGCUCGCGCAAUUUGAAGGGUUGAUCGCUACCUUGGGUAUUGCGAUCAUUGGUGGAAUAAUAACAGGUGCAUUGUCUAAAAUAGCAAUAUUUGUUCCAUUGAAGGAACCGGAAAAAUAUAACGACGCAGUUGAUUGGGAACUCCCUAAGUGAGGUUAUAAAAUAUAUAAAAAUGCGAAAAAUGUUAGUCUGUUAUUGUUAAUUUGUGUGAUGUUUUAAAUUGUCCUCGACGCGUUUGUAAGUUGAGAUGUACUAAAUAUAUAAAAAAUAAAUUUUAGCACUUGUGACGAUUUAUAAAAGUAAAAAGUAUACAUAUAAAAUUGAACAAUCUGCAAUCUGAUUUUUCUAUCUAUUUUGAAAGUUAUUUUGAUUAUUACAAUUAUAUCACGGUUUAAAAUGUUUGAUAAUGCAAAAUGUUAUAUGUUAUGAAUAUAGUCUUAUUAUUGA